Molecule: messenger RNA, 1220 nt
Organism: Melanotaenia boesemani (Boeseman's rainbowfish)
Lineage: Eukaryota; Metazoa; Chordata; Actinopteri; Atheriniformes; Melanotaeniidae
Gene: clec3ba
Product: C-type lectin domain family 3, member Ba
Exons: 3
Coding region: 108-704 (198 amino acids)
Source: RefSeq, a predicted model, not a curated record
GCAUGUAAAACACAAUCGUUUGUGUCUCGCUAGUGCUCAGUACUGAGUGGGUUUCUUUGUGGACACUUUCUUUACAGGGAAUUUAAGUGUUUUUUUAUUCAUGCAUAAUGGAGACUAGGAAGUUUUGGAUGCUGUUUUGCCUUCUCCUGGUUGUGCACUGCUCGCUUCAGCAGACCUCCACCAAGAAAAGAAAUGGCAAGAAAGAUUCUGCAACUAAUGCUGCAAUUGAGGAGCUUCAGAAACAGAUUAAUGACAUUGUUCAGGAGCUGAAUUUAUUGAAAGAACAGCAAGCUUUACAAACAGUUUGUCUAAAAGGUACAAAGAUCCUUGGCAAGUGUUUCCUGGCUAAUCCGGUAAAGAAGACCUUCCAUGCAGCCAGCGAUGACUGCCUUGCCAAAGGAGGCAGCCUGAGCACCCCGCUGACAGUAGACGAGAACGACCAGCUCUACAGCUAUGUACGCCAGAGCAUCGGCCCUGAGGAGCAAAUCUGGCUGGGGAUCAAUGACAUGGUGACCGAGGGCCACUGGGUGGACCAGUCGGGCUCCAAUGUACGCUUCAAGAACUGGGAGACAGAAAUCACCCUGCAGCCUGACGGAGGCCACGGCCAGAACUGUGCUGUUCUCUCCACCACAGCCAAUGGGAAGUGGUUUGAUGAGAGCUGCAGAGUUGAAAAGUCUUCAGUGUGUGAGUUCAACAUUGUCUGAGAGCUGUGCUUUUGCUCUGUUGUUAAAUCUUUGACUGUGGUAUAUAGGCACUAGCAUGCUAUCAGGUACACUUACUGUCAUGCAUCUUAAUUCAGUUAAAAUUUUCCUCAAACAAAAUCUUUCAUGUUAGCCUGGAACAGAACAGCAUGAUGUGUUAUAUAAAUUCAAUAAAGUCAAAAAGGUUUAUACAUUCACUGCUCAGUUUUUUUUUCUUUCGUACUGCGUAUAAUUUAUUAUGUGAUGUUGACGAACAGGUUGCGAGGAGGUGUGGUGGUUAGCAAGGUCACUGGUUCAAGCUUCAGCUGGGGAGGGGUUCGAACAGUGGCUUUCUGUGUGGAGUUUGUAUGUUCUCCCUGGGUAUGCGUGGGUUCUCCCACCGUCCAAAGACAUGCAUGCUUAGUUAAUUGGCCACUCUAAAUUCUCGCAAGGAGUGAGUGGGAGAGUUUUUUGUCUGUGUUGACCCUACAGUGGCCUGGCUUCCUGGCCAGGGUGUACCCUGCCUCUUGUCUGCUAAUU